CAGAAAGUCAAAUCGCGAAUGAUCGAACUGGAGCCCAAAGGAUUCAAAUACAUCGUGACAGUGACGUUGUCUGAGAAUUUGGGGCAAGCAGGGAGAGCGGACAUGUCUUGUCAUUGGGAAGAUACAGACGUCGUGGUCCAGGAAAUGUACAGUAAUGACACAAUCAUCCUCGUUUGCCUAGCAUUCGCAGUACGAAUCAUAUAA
This is a messenger RNA of Kockovaella imperatae, 204 nucleotides long. RefSeq lists its product as hypothetical. The record is from RefSeq and is a predicted model, not a curated record. The transcript is spliced from 3 exons. NCBI's taxonomy places the organism in Eukaryota, Fungi, Basidiomycota, Tremellomycetes, Tremellales, Cuniculitremaceae. The annotation marks the transcript as partial.